AUGUCCGACGAUGUCAUCAAUAGUCCGACCAGCCCGACUGUGAAGCCAAAAUCCAAGUCCUAUGAAGGAUCUUGCCACUGUGGAAGAGUCAGAUUCACCAUGAAGCUCUCACCUCCUGUUGAGGAUGGCCCAGUGACCAGCUGCAAUUGCUCUAUUUGUGCCAUCAACGGAUAUCUCAUGGUCUACCCCCUGGAAUCCAACAUCACCUGGCUCAGCGGUUUUGACGAACUGACCACUUACACCUUUGGCAAAGAGAAAAUUGCCCAUUCUUUCUGCUCGACCUGCGGGACCAGCAUUGGCGGGAAGAGCACGGAUCCAAACUUUUUCGCCGACAACCGGGCGUUGAAUGUCCGCACAUUGAAAGGCGUCGACGUCGACGCCCUUCGACUGAGAAAAGUUGACGGGCGAAAUGCAGAGAUCAAACUCCCAUCCGAUGCACCUCGCAAAUUGUCCCGUUGA
Messenger RNA from Fonsecaea multimorphosa CBS 102226, 459 nucleotides. RefSeq lists its product as uncharacterized. The record is from RefSeq and is a predicted model, not a curated record. NCBI's taxonomy places the organism in Eukaryota, Fungi, Ascomycota, Eurotiomycetes, Chaetothyriales, Herpotrichiellaceae. Bases 1 to 459 code for a protein of 152 amino acids. The transcript has 4 exons. Gene Ontology annotation, molecular function: carbon-sulfur lyase activity.